This is a messenger RNA of Zeugodacus cucurbitae (melon fly), 948 nucleotides long. RefSeq names its product translocon-associated protein subunit gamma. The coding region runs from base 121 to 693 and encodes 190 amino acids. Gene Ontology annotation, cellular component: endoplasmic reticulum; membrane. The record is from RefSeq and is a predicted model, not a curated record. NCBI's taxonomy places the organism in Eukaryota, Metazoa, Arthropoda, Insecta, Diptera, Tephritidae. Gene Ontology annotation, biological process: SRP-dependent cotranslational protein targeting to membrane. The transcript is spliced from 2 exons.
CGUCACUUCGUUCAUUUCAUUGCUUUCACUUCUUCCAAUUGGCUAUAGUUGGUUAUUUGCUUCAAAAGUUUUGUGUACGUGUUUUCAAUUUGAUAACAACCGUGUUGUAACUUAAAUAAAAUGGGUUCAGCAAAGCAACAAAAAGUACAAUCUUCGGGCUUCACCAAGGAAGAGGAACUGCUGCUGCAAGAUUUCAGCCGUAAUGUGAGCACCAAAUCAUCUGCGCUAUUCUACAGCAAUGCCUUCAUCGUAUCGGCGCUACCUAUAUGGCUCUUUUGGCGUGUGCACAAUAUGGAUUUGUUGUCGAGCGCAGUUUUCUUUGUGCUAUUGACUGGCGCUAGCACCUAUCUUAUGGCUAUGGCAUAUCGCAACAUUAAAUUCCAGAUUAAACAUAAAAUCGCCGUACGUCGCGAAGAUGCCGUAACACGGGAGAUUAACCGUCAAAUUGGUGAUGAUAAGAAAGUCACACGCAAGGAGAAGGAUGAGCGCAUUUUGUGGAAAAAGAAUGAAGUUGCUGAUUAUGAAGCUACCACUUUCUCAAUCUUCUACAACAAUGCACUCUUCUUGGCCAUUAUCAUCUUCAUUAGCUUUUUCCUGUUGAAGAACUCCUCACCUUUGGUAAAUUAUAUUUUCUCCAUUGGGUUGGCUAGUGGUGCUUUGGCGUUAUUCUCUACCAGCACUCAAUCAAAUUAAACUGCCACUGUUAACACCCAGUUAAAUUAUUAACGUGGUAUGCAGAGUUGAGAUUUAUCAUUUAAUUAUUUUUUUAACAAACAUUAAAUAUUUGUAACGAAAUAACACAAAUGUGUAAACGAGAGCACUGGAAGUAUUUUCACUUUCAACUUAAGCCAGGAAUAUUGUGCAUGAAAAAAUUCAUUAUAAUUAAGAAAACAACAAAACAAAAAAACGAAUAAAAUACGCGUUUAGUAUAAAUUCCAAACUAAAUAA